AUGGAAGGCGCCUCGCUCAUCGCUUGCACUCGUUGCGCUGUCUCAAAGGCACGAUGCGACAGAAAGGUACCGUGCUCUCAAUGUGUCGCAAAAAACUACGUGUGCGAACCAAGGUGCACAUCGCGCCGGCCACGGGCUCCUCGAAAGCGAGCCAAGGUCUCGACCACAACACCAGCGCACAAUACCCGUCUGGAAACUAGCCACAGCGCACAAAUGGAUCAGUUCUGUGGCUAUAUCAUUCCUGAUAGUCAGCCACAUCAUAGCGAGAUUCUCGCUCUUACGCAUUCGGCCUUACAUCCGGGGCCACUGGAGUUUUCAGGCUACGAAGACUUCAUGGGCUUUUCGUACGCCGCGUCUUCAGGGAGCGAUCCUAUGGACGACAAUGCAUCGGGCAAUCUCUACACACACAUUCCAAGUUUAGAAAUGCAGGCAAUAGAACCCAGCUUCUCUCCGCACAUGGUCGGUAAUGGUGGGCUAUACAAGCAGCAUCAACAGAGAUUCUUGCACGGGCCUAGUCAACCCCCAACACCACCUUUCACAAGCCCCCAGGCUAUGCAAAGCCUACCAAUGAGCCCACUGGACGGAACCAUCACUUCAAAACCCAACAAACCAACGCGGGACGUACGCGUGAGCAGCCCGGAGGCGUCAAGGGAUGUACUGAGUGAAAUGCUGGAUCUUCUUGCUCAGCCAGAUGCCUGGACAGGACUGCCCAUCAACAAAAACGACGCCAUCACAGUCUUGUCCCAAGAUUACCGAGACCGAAUAGUUGCGGCUGUUCAGAUUCUGCUCUACCGGGCACUGCAGACUGGCUGCUCACCAUCAUCGUCGGACCAAGGCUUAUUUGGACGCAUUGUAUCCCUACCCCCUUCUCAUGUGCUGUCGCACUUUUUCGACCUUUAUGCAAAACGCAUUGAAUCCAUUCAACCCUUUCUUGGACUUGCCGGCUCCCCUACUGCCAGCAUUCAAGACAUCCUUCAAGUCGACGCGGCGGACGUUGGCAUGCUGCUGGUUGUCCUCAUGAUCACACAAGGCGCCAUGCUUACAGAUCACCACGAGUCUCACGUAUUCGCUCAUGGCCUCAUAGAAGUUUGCAGGGUGGCCUUGAACCACGUUCUCGAGCGCCGAAGCAUAUCGGACCCGAUGGUUGGGGGGAUUGCACUACAACUACUGACCCUUUGCGCGCGAAGCGGUAAAGACUCUUUGAACUCGUUUGCCAUGUCGAAAAGAGGACAGUACAUGAGUAUGCUGAAAGAGACUGGCAUCCUGCAGCCCGACCAAGGAUACUACUAUGAACGCACCGCAGACGCAGGGAACCCGUGGGAGAAAUGGAAAGAGUUUGAGCAACGAAAUCGCCACGCAUACGCAUGGGUCUAUGUCGACCUCGAAACAAGCUUGCUUCACGAUGUUCCACCAGUCCUUUCAAUCGGCGAUUUACAAGUACCACUACCUCGAGACAAUGCCCUCUGGCACGCACAAUCAUACAAUGCCUGGGUCGGGCACCACAGCGCAAACGAGAUUCAACUAGGACAUGAAAUGCCGUCUCUCAAUGGCUUGUUCCGUAGUUUUCUACAUGGCCAGCUUAUAGUAGACGAUGACACACCUCUACACCAUCUGCGGCUUCUUCUCCAUCCAUUGCAGGCCAUGGUCUUGGAGCAGAAACAACUCCUCCGCAUCUUCGACACGGAUGAGCCGUCCAACAUGAACCGCACUCCUUCCAGGAUCAACGUCCUCGGCCGUUUACAGGAGACACAGGAUCUGGUGCAGGACUUUGCUGUGCUCCUCAACCGGCAACUACAUGUCGCCUCGGAUGAUGAGAGUAAGAGUCAGACCAGGGUGACAGACUGUCUCAGCAUCAUCAUCAUGCUUCAUCUGGUUAGCUUGAACGUGUUCACAAGCAUCCCCGACAUUGAGAGAUGCGCCAAAGAGGAACCACCAGUCUCGCUAACAGCACGUGCGGACAUGUGGCGGAGAGUCCGCUAUUCCGAAGGCACAAGCUACGUCUUGUUCCAUGCCGGCCAGAUCUUCAGACUGAUUGAGAGCCUACCGAUUGAUCGGCGACCCACAUGGUGGCCAAUGGCCAUCUACCGUGCGUCCAUGGCUUGCUGGUCGCUCAGGAACAUCGACCAGCAAAGUCCAAGUCACCAGGCGUGUGGAGUCAGCAUUGAUAUGCUCCUGCCAAGUGACGAGCAAUUCCUCAACAGGAGUACGGGUACUCCUGUCGUCACACUCUCUGACGGGAGACACCUACCGGUUCUAGAACAGGGCAACAGCUUACUGUAUUGCAUGAACAAACUGGAGAGUCAUCCUACUCAUCUUGUCCAUUCUGUACUUGACAAGGUGCGGUAUUUCUUAGACAAAUGGGCCUGGUAA
This is a messenger RNA of Exserohilum turcica Et28A, 2370 nucleotides long. RefSeq lists its product as uncharacterized. Bases 1 to 2370 code for a protein of 789 amino acids. Gene Ontology annotation, molecular function: DNA binding; DNA-binding transcription factor activity, RNA polymerase II-specific; zinc ion binding. The transcript is spliced from 5 exons. The record is from RefSeq and is a predicted model, not a curated record. NCBI's taxonomy places the organism in Eukaryota, Fungi, Ascomycota, Dothideomycetes, Pleosporales, Pleosporaceae. Gene Ontology annotation, biological process: DNA-templated transcription; regulation of DNA-templated transcription.